GCUCUUUUCUCUUCAUCCAUUGUCAAUCUAAUUCUUGUUUCUCUCUCCUCAAAACCAUUCCCAAAAUCCAACCUUAUCGUCUCUCUCUAACAAUGUCACCCCAACCCACCCUUUAAUCUUGAAACCUUAAAAAAGCAAUCUUUUUUCACCUGUUCUUCACAACUCCAACUCCCUUUUGUGUGUUGUGUUUUGAAUUCUUGAUUCUUUGUUAAUUCUCAGAAGAGCCCUUUUUUCACCUAAUUUCAAUUUUGUUCGCAUGCUUAUUGUAGGAAAUGUUUACCAACAUCUAUAUGUGAAGAUAUAUAGGAAUGGUAAAGAGGAGGAGAGAAGAAGAACAAUUAGCUUCUCUUUUGAAUCUACUUUCCCCCUUCCUCUUCAAUACUCUUCUCUGAAAAGGCAAAGUUUAAUUUUUUCCGACAGUUUUUCUUCUGCAUUGGGCUUCAUAUCCCACAAUGGGAACUGCAAUGAAAGGGAUCUACAAAGGGUUCAAAUACACGCUUUCUCAAUUCUUUGUUGUGAAGGAGCGUGAAAUGGAGAUUGGAUUUCCGACAGAUGUUAAGCAUGUGGCACAUAUUGGGUGGGAUGGCCCCUCUGGGAGUGCCCCCACUUGGAUGAAUGAAUUCAAGACCGGCCCUGAUUUUGCGGCUACCUCUAUUGGUAAUUCUGGUUCUGCACUUUCUCCAUGGUCUUCUCAAGAUUUUGGGGAAUCGAUGAGGCAGCAAUCAGGUUCGGAGAUGUUUAACGAACUUCCUCCAAUGAAGAAGAAGCAAAAACGGAAGAAGAUGAAGUCAGCUUCCUCGCCAAAGUCAAAUUCCGGGUCCUCAUCAAAGUCUUCGAGAGCAUUAAAGUCAAAGGCCAAAUUCGUCGAAGGCAAUGCUAAACCAUCAAACAUUGAAGUUGCAUAAACAAAAGAAUCGAAUAUGGGAUCAAACAAAGAGUUUAGAACAUGUGGUGGAAAACUUCCGUAUAUUAGUUUAGUUUGGGGGGUUAAUUGCAUUUAAGUGAAAUUCUCGAGGGGCUGCAUGCAAAAUCUAAGGCGAAAAAAAAAGGUACAAUUAAUCUAGCUAAUACGCAAGACAAACAGUUAUGUGGACGAAAUGAAUUUUCUGUCUCUUCUUUAUCGUGUUUUUUUCGGUUUCUCCGUAAUCGGAAUUACGACGAGGAGAGGGCUUUGUAAAGAGUUGAAAAAGUUCGUUGUGCUGAUGCAGAACUACUUAUUGGGUUUGGACAUAAUAUAAUAGGAGAGACUUUGUAUCAACUGUUUGUUUCAGCAUCAUUUUAU
This is a messenger RNA of Erythranthe guttata (spotted monkey flower), 1282 nucleotides long. RefSeq names its product CRIB domain-containing protein RIC10. The record is from RefSeq and is a predicted model, not a curated record. Lineage: Eukaryota; Viridiplantae; Streptophyta; Magnoliopsida; Lamiales; Phrymaceae.